This is a messenger RNA of Dovyalis caffra, 261 nucleotides long. Lineage: Eukaryota; Viridiplantae; Streptophyta; Magnoliopsida; Malpighiales; Salicaceae. The record is from the annotation of a GenBank genome assembly.
AUGGACAUUAACAAUGGCACUCAAAAGAAAAAAGGAAAUGCUACCAUUCCACCGGGACGGGGUCAAAUCAAAGCCCAAAUAUAUGAAGAUUUGAAGACAUUUGUAACAGGAGGUUUAGGAAAGAAAAGCGAGAACGAUGGUGACAAAAGCGUAACCUCCUUGCCAGCAAAUGGCUCCUGCUCCCACAACCCCACAUCAUUGAAGAAUCAACGUUCAAAGUUGGAAUUUGAGCCUGACCAAUCUUCUAUGGCUAGAAGGUGA